AUGGAUGUGGAUAGUUGUGAGUGGAGACCUCCGAGGACAAGGGGGUUUGCUGUCAGAGACGCGGUCAGGGCUUGCAAUGUGGAGGCCCGGCUUGCAAUAUGUACGGAACGGUAUCCCCUACCACAAAUGCCCCGCAAACGAUUUGACUCCAAGCAUAGCAAGGGCUUGAAGCAUGGCGAGUGA
Molecule: messenger RNA, 183 nt
Organism: Pyricularia oryzae 70-15
Lineage: Eukaryota; Fungi; Ascomycota; Sordariomycetes; Magnaporthales; Pyriculariaceae
Exons: 3
Coding region: 1-183 (60 amino acids)
Source: RefSeq, a predicted model, not a curated record